CGCAACAUUCUUCAACCCGCCAUAUUUGUUUCAGCAGUGUGUUGAUAUGUUUUGGAGCAAUUGUUAGCUGACAUAUAUUAUUCCACUUCUCUUACCUGUAAAGAAAUGGUUAUACAUUUCUAAAAGUCUAUCGCUUAUUUUGCGUGUCUAGCGGAUGUUAUCUGGAAUGUACAGGCGCGGGGGGAGCAAGAAGGAUCAUAAUAAAGCGGCUAAGGAGCAGAGCGACAGUAGCAAGUAUGCGGAGCUGCUGGUGUUCGGCUACGCCUGUAAGCUGUUCCGGGACGAUGAGAGGGCCAGCUACCACGAUCAGGGCAAACACCUUAUCCCAUGGAUGGGGGACAAGAACAUCAUGAUCGAUAGGUACGAUGGCCGCGGUCAUUUACAUGAUCUUUCGGAAUAUGACGCAGGCUCGUGGAAUCACGACUACCAGCUGUCCGAGGAGGAGGCCAGGAUAGAGGCUCUGUGUGAUGAAGAGAGGUACCUGGCUAUGCACACUGAUCUACUGGAAGAGGAGGCCAGACAAGAGGAGGAGUAUAAAAGGCUGAGCGAAGCUUUGGCAGAUGAAGGCACCUACAACGCAGUGGCCUUCCGUUACAGUGCGGACUACUACGACCCCUCCCAGCCCACUGAGGAAGAGGAGGCCAACAAAGAAGCAGAUCAAGAGCAGCCGGAGGAAGAGAGCGAGGAGCCGUUUGUGGCGCCCCCUGGCCUCCUCAUCCCUCCAGAUGUAGAGCUGCCUGCGACCACCAAGACGCAUGCUAUUAUUGAGCGCACCGCCAACUUCGUAUGCAAGCAGGGGGCCCAAUUUGAAAUUGUGCUAAAGGCAAAGCAGGCUGGCAACUCCCAGUUUGAUUUCCUGCGGUUCGACCACUACCUGAACCCUUACUACAGACACAUUUUGCGAGCUAUGAAGGAGGGAAGAUACACACCGGCCUCAGAGGGCAAGCAGGACCAGGAAACGGAAUCAAAGUCGGACGAUUCUGAUGACGAUGAUGAUGGGGAUGGAAACUACCUGCACCCAAGUUUGUUUGCAUCCAAGAAGAGUUCUCGUCUGGAGGAAAUAAUGAAGCCUCUGCAGGUCAUUGACCCAGAUCACCCGUUGGCAGCACUCGUUCGAAAAGCCCAACAGGAGAAUAAUGGUGCUGCAGCGAUGGCACCCAAAGCAGAGGAAGAGCAGCAGCCGGCGACAGUAACCACACAGGUGGAAUACAGCUCUGACCCAAAUGUGGCAGCAAUGUACUAUGGCUACUGUAUGUUGCCUGAUGGUACAUAUUGCCUUGCUCCUCCGCCACCUGGGAUUGACGCCAGCGCCUAUUACACCUCGCUGCCCGCUGCCAUGAUGUCAGCACCUCCUGCAUCUGGUCCUCCUCCUCCCCCUGGCACCACACCUUUGUUGGAUCCUGCAGCUGCAAUCCCAUCAGCCCCUGUUGCGGGUCCAGUCACGGUGUCAGCUCCUGCAUCUGCUCCGCUCUCCCAUUCUGCUCCUGCUGCCCCUCCAACUUCCAGUUCUCGGCCUCCUCAAACCACCGCCGCCUCGUCGGUGGCGGCCCCUGCCGCCCCUGUCGCAGCCAUCAUCCCUCCGCCUCCCGACAUCCAGCCUGUCAUUGACAAACUAGCUGAAUAUGUGGCCAGAAACGGAGUGAAAUUCGAGACCAGUGUGCGUGCCAAGAAUGACCCGCGGUUUGACUUCCUGCAGUCCUGGCACCAGUACAACUCCUAUUAUGAGUUUAAAAAGCACUACUUCAUGCAGAAAGAAGGCCUGAGUGUGCAGGAGGGUUCCUUGCUUUACAACAGUGGGGGCGACAGCUCAGCAGACUGCUCUUCUGGCAAGCAGCAGAAUGAGGGCAAGCUCCUUAAAGCUUCUUUUGCACCUAUCUGCUUCGCCAUAAAGUCAAAAGAAAAUGACCUUUUGCCUCUGGAGAAGAAUCGUGUGCGGUUGGACGAUGACUCUGAUGAGGAUGGGAUGAAGGGGGAGGUGCAAGAGGGAGUAGAGUUGGCGAUAGGAUUGGUUGAGGCAGCCAAAGAGCCUCCUCAGCCUCCAGUGACUGAGGAGAAGAAACCGGUACUGUCUCAGGAAGAGCAAGAAGCCAAACAAGCCAAACAGAAGCUGGAGGACCGGUUAGCAGCAGCAGCAAGAGAGAAACUGGCCCAGGCCUCCAAAGAGUCAAAAGAGAGGCAGCUUCAGGCUGAGCGCAAGAGGAAAGCCGCCCUAUUCCUGCAAAAUCUGCGAGGGCCGGAGGCUGAGGCCAAGCGUACAGAGGAAACCGCUGCUGCGUCUGAGCCAUUGGUGUCGACCCUUCCCAUGAGCGGUAUCCCUCAACACGCUUCUCGUAUACCAGGCUUUGACUAUCAGCCCCUGGAAAACGCACUAUCAAGGAGCGCAAACACCCCUGCUUCUCGUGUGACCACCACUUCCGCCUCGUCUUCCUCACGUGGGCCCGAAAGGGAUCGGGAUAGGGAUAGGGAUCGGGAUCGAGAACGGGACAAGAGGAAGAAGAAACACAAGAGAAGGUCUCGGUCCAGGUCCCGUUCACGCUCCAGAUCCAAAUCCAAAACCAAGCACUCUUUGCCCAGUGCCUACCGCACCUUCAGGAGAUCCAGGUCUCAGUCUCGUUCACCCGGCCGCAGAGACCGACGAGCUCGCUCUUUGGAGAGAAAGCGUGACGAGAGGGAGAAGGAAAGCUACGGUCCAAGCACCUACCGCCUUGGCAGCAACCCAGCGCUGGUCAGGAAGCGCUCUAGAUCAAGAUCACCUCAUGAAAAGAAGAAAAGGAAGAGUUCAAAGGCAUCGCACCAUUUUAAGGGUUCCUCCUGUUCACCCUCGGCAUCCCCUGACAGAAGCGGAGCUGUGGCCAGAGUCUCUGCAAGCCCCUCCCCUGCCACAAGCCCCGCCUCCAGCCUGGGGAGGUCCAGGGAUGGCUCUCAGGAGAAAGACAAGCAAGUGUCCUCCACUAUUGUCUCUUCAGUGCAAACCAAAAUCACUCAGGACCUCAUGGCGAAAGUGCGAGCAAUGCUCGCUGCCUCCAAAGGCCUUCAGCCGAACUCCUCCUGAGAGAGUCCUACAACAACCAGGCAGGAUCAAUCUCCAGCUACAUCUCGCACGGCAGCAACAGCCCUCCGGCCAACUACUGGACUGCUGUUCGCCUGACAAGCUGCACAAUGCUGGACGCUUUUAUCCCUUUAUGUAUGCCUGUUUGGACCUUGCUAGCUAGUUAGAUGUUUUUAUUUCGCCUCCAGAUUAGCAUUAGGCAUGGAGAUCGUCUUUAUUUUGAAGGUGCAGUUGGAACCCAAGCAGGUGUAGAAAAACACAAAACCAGCAGCAGAUGGUGGAGCCUCGGUCCUGCUGUGUGUUUUAGCUGUAAGGCAACAAAAAGAAAGAAGUAUUAAAGGCAUAAUUCCUUGGAUGCAACUAAAAACAAAUUUAAAUUGCGUUCUGAUGACUGAGCUUUUUCCUUUGUAAUAUUGUGUCUAGCAGAGGGACACGGUUAUAUCCUUCUGUGAAGGAUAAUACUGUUUAUUUUCUCACCUAUCUCCUUUUUUCCUCUUUCUCUGAGCUCUUUCCGAUAGGAAGUCGUCGGCUUUCUUGUUUCUGUUUUUUUUUUUUUUUUAAUAUGUGGCCUUCGGUAUUUCAUUUCUAAGUUUGUACGGGCCUAAUUUUGAAGCUACUUUGUAAAACCAUCAAUAAAGAUUAAAAUUAAUUAUCCAA
This is a messenger RNA of Ctenopharyngodon idella (grass carp), 3706 nucleotides long. It is a transcript of the gene sfswap, whose product is annotated as splicing factor SWAP. Gene Ontology annotation, molecular function: RNA binding. The record is from RefSeq and is a predicted model, not a curated record. The coding region runs from base 155 to 3052 and encodes 965 amino acids. Gene Ontology annotation, biological process: RNA processing; mRNA 5'-splice site recognition. NCBI's taxonomy places the organism in Eukaryota, Metazoa, Chordata, Actinopteri, Cypriniformes, Xenocyprididae. The transcript has 18 exons.